AUGUCUUUAACCCCUAUGGAUAUCUUAGUUAUAAAUAGCUCUACAGGAACAUAUAAUGGAACACUAAAAACUAAUCUGCUUCUGCAGGUUGAUAUCCGUGACGAGGAUGCACUGGAUGCUGUUUUUGCUUCCACAAGAUUUGAUGCUGUUAUUCACUUUGCUGGACUGAAAGCUGUCGGUGAAAGUGUACAGAAGCCAUUGUUUUACUAUGACCAUAACAUUGCUGGCACAAUUAAUCUUUUGAAAGUCAUGGCAGCCCAUGAAUGCAAGAAGUUGGUGUUCUCAUCAUCAGCUGCAGUUUAUGGAUCACCUAAGAACUCACCCUGCACAGAGGAGUUUCCUCUCCUUCCGCACAAUCCAUAUGGCAGAACCAAGCUUAUGGCUGAGGAGAUAUGCCGUGAUAUAUACCGGUCAGAUUCUGAGUGGAGAAUCAUUUUACUUAGGUACUUCAACCCGGUUGGGGCUCACCCCAGUGGAUACCUUGGUGAAGACCCACGUGGAGUUCCAAACAACCUUAUGCCCUACGUUCAGCAAGUUGCUGUUGGGAGGAGGCCGUCAGUGACAAUCUUUGGAAAUAACUAUGCAACUAAAGAUGGGACCGGGGUACGAGAUUAUAUUCAUGUGCUUGAUCUUGCUGAGGGGCAUAUUGCUGCACUACGGAAGCUUUUUGAUAGUUCGUCUAACAUAGGAUGUGAACCAUACAACCUUGGGACUGGAAAGGGGACGUCAGUGUUGGAGAUAGUCAAUGCAUUCGAGAAGGCUUCUGGAAAGAAAAUCCCGCUGGUCAUCGGUCAGCGCCGCCCUGGUGAUGCCGAGAUUCUCUUUGCAGGAACUGGUAAAGCAGAGAGAGAACUCAACUGGAAAGCGAAGUAUGGCAUCACGGAGAUGUGCAGGGACCAGUGGAACUGGGCUAGCAAGAACCCUUACGGGUAUGGGUCACCCGACUCGACCAAGCAGAACGGUAGCAAUUCACACUGA
Triticum turgidum subsp. durum (durum wheat) is the source of this 978-nucleotide messenger RNA. NCBI's taxonomy places the organism in Eukaryota, Viridiplantae, Streptophyta, Magnoliopsida, Poales, Poaceae. The record is from the annotation of a GenBank genome assembly.